AUGAUUUGAGCAUGGCGGCUCCUCUGUGUAAACUGAACCGUCUCUUAACGCGUUUCACUUCAGGAACAACACUGCGUCAUGUGCAGAGAUGUUUGGUGCCAGUUCGACACAAGUCCAGUGACAGUGAUCCUUCAGCUCAAGGCCCAAACUGUAACGUGGACAUCGGCGUGACUUCAGAUGGGAAAACCUUUGUGUGCUACCACCCCACCGCCGACAUUCCGUAUGAAUUUACACUACCUAUAGAACGACCCGACCCUAUCACCAACCCGGUUGAGACCCACGACCAGGUCCUGCAGGCUCGUCUCAGCAAGGAGGUGCUGAAUGACAAGAAGGGGCCGACUAUCGAGGAGCUGAGCAAGAUGUUCUUCACCACUAAACACCGCUGGUAUCCAGUAGGACAAUACCACACGAGACGCAUGAAGAAGAAUCCUCCAAAGGACAGAUAGUUGAAAUGUUUGUUUGAGUUGUUGUCACGUUGAUGUAUAAUAAACUGUUAAAUAUUGA
Limanda limanda (common dab) is the source of this 504-nucleotide messenger RNA. RefSeq names its product mitochondrial ribosomal protein L42 (gene mrpl42). The transcript is spliced from 5 exons. Lineage: Eukaryota; Metazoa; Chordata; Actinopteri; Pleuronectiformes; Pleuronectidae. Gene Ontology annotation, cellular component: mitochondrial large ribosomal subunit. The record is from RefSeq and is a predicted model, not a curated record. Bases 12 to 446 code for a protein of 144 amino acids.